Messenger RNA from Musca vetustissima, 441 nucleotides. RefSeq lists its product as uncharacterized. The record is from RefSeq and is a predicted model, not a curated record. Gene Ontology annotation, cellular component: membrane. Gene Ontology annotation, biological process: monoatomic ion transport. The transcript has 3 exons. The annotation marks the transcript as partial. NCBI's taxonomy places the organism in Eukaryota, Metazoa, Arthropoda, Insecta, Diptera, Muscidae.
ACAACCACCACCAACCACCAGAUAAGAGUAAUAUUCCUUUAUUGGUUACCUUGCAUUUUGCGCAUGCAAAGACCGGGACAGGUUGGCUAUGAAUGCCCACCGCCACCAUCAUCGUCGUCGACAUCCUCCAACAAUGGCGACAAGAAGCAACACAUACAGAAUGUUGAAUUGAAGGAAAGAUCUUCCAAGUCGUUGUUAGCCAAUGUUUUGGAUAUCGAUGAUGACUUCCGUUGCAAUCAUCGCUGUGCCAGUGCCACAUUGCCGCAUCAGCCGACAUAUUAUCGCACCAUGUACAGACAAGGUGACGAUGGUAGUGUUGGCCCCGUUGGUCCUGUUGGCGACACACGAAUGCAUGAAGCCAUAUCACACACCUGUCUAAGUUCAUCAGCUGAAUAUGAAUUGGCUUUAAUAUUGAAAGAGUUAAGAUGGAUAACUGAUCAG